UAUCUAGUAGAACAACUCUAGGAACAAAGAUGGAUUCGCAACCUGACACUGAAAAUGAUGAGUCAUUCAACAGCACAGAGCAAUCAUACAAUUCUACAUUUUCAUGUCUACAGUGUGACAUAGAUUUUGCCUCCCAGUCUGAAUGGAAACAACAUUUGUUGGCUCAUAUUUAUGAUAAAAACUUUGAACCAGACUUCAAUAGACACACUAGCGAAGAAAAUUCUGAUCAAAAUAGUUCACGAUCUUUAAAAACAGGAGUUUCUGAUACACCAAAGGUGAAGAGUGAACAUUCCAGUAAAUCCCCAGAACAAUCUAUAUAUAAAAUGCCUAUUUGGGAUGAAAAUAUGAAUGAUAUUAAUAAGGCAGUUGGCAUGGAAGAAGAAUCGGUCGAGCAGGAAAAACAAUCAAGUGAAAAUCCAUUUCCGUGUUUAUUAUGUGGGAAGCAGUUUAAGAAUAAAUAUUCUUUGAGAUCACACAUGGUAAACCAUCAUAAGGAAAAGCAGUUUACAUGUAAAGAAUGUGGCAAAAUAUACACAUGUCAAUCUAGCAUGUAUAAACAUGUCAAAACCCAUUACAGAAAAACUCGAUAUUCGUGCACAAAAUGCGAGAUGCUGUUUAGUAUAAAGGAGGAUUUACAAACUCAUAUGGUUACUCAUAAAGGCGAAAAACCGUUUAAAUGUGACAAAUGUGGAAAAUCGUUUGUAGGAGCGUAUGCUCUGGAAAGGCAUAAUGUUACUCACACCGGAGAACGACCACAUGUAUGUGAACAUUGUGGGAAUACUUACACUCAGAAAUGCAGUUUGACAGCUCACAUGCAAGUCCAUACAGGCAUAAAACCAUACAAAUGUGAAGAAUGUGGGAAAUACUUCACUCGUCAAUGUCAUUUACAUGUUCAUAAGCGAAUCCAUACAGGUGUUAAACCUUAUAAAUGUAAACAUUGUGAUAAAAGCUUCACAGACUACUCAGGAUUAAGCAAGCACAUUAGAAAACACACUGGUGAAAAACCAUUUGCGUGUACUGAAUGCUCAAAACAUUUUUCUCAACAAUCAACUUUAAAAGAGCAUUUGAGGACUACUCAUUUUGGAUACAAACCUUAUGAAUGCCCAAACUGUGAUAAAAGCUUUACUCGACAACCCCACUUGCGAACACAUAUUAGAACACGCCAUGAAAAGCCUGGUGAUAUAAGGAUAUAAGAGAAUAAAUGGAUUAAGUAGCGGUCUACAGACUUUGGUUUUUAUUGAUGUUUAUUUGGACCAUGAUUUGUAACGUCUAUAUGCCUCAGUAAUCAUUAAGAAUAUGCUUUUUUGAUUUUUCCUCAAAUAUGUGAUCCAAGUAUUUUCUCGAAACAAAACGACCUACUUUUGUAAAACAUGAUUCACUCAUACAAAUUGGUAGAAAGAUAUUCCGAAAAAUUCAGUUCAAACUAAACACACUGUACUCGGUCAAUCUUAUUUUUUGUAAUGGGCCAUGACUUGUGUCAAUUAUCAAACUAAAUGAAACCACAUAACAAAUUUUGAAGAUAUGGUAGUGGCCCUUAGUAAUUGACAACAAAUAUAAAUUCAUUCCAUUCAAUGUACGACAGCAUGGUUUUUAUCACUUUGGCGCAUCGUGCUAAGCGUUACAAAUAUACUUGCCAUUGCACCUAUGAUCACCCUGCAUGGGUUCGUUUGCUGGCGGGAGAUAACUAUGUGCGAGAGGAUGUUAAAAUUUUCCAUGAUUAUAUGUAUAACUAGGCUUACCAUACGUCCCGCUUUUUAGCGCCUCGUCCCGACAAGUCAGUCGAAAGUCCCGCUUAAUGCGUUCAGCCAUCCAGCAUAAACAUGUUCUCAUAGCUGUAUAGCGCAACGCUAGCGUACUUGCUGAAGGUGAAUGCGUUAUUUUGUUUGUUUCGUUGUUUCCCGCUAACAUUUUAUUUUAUGACCCGCUAUUCAUCCAGUCGUACACAAAA
Molecule: messenger RNA, 1948 nt
Organism: Styela clava
Lineage: Eukaryota; Metazoa; Chordata; Ascidiacea; Stolidobranchia; Styelidae
Source: RefSeq, a predicted model, not a curated record